UGAAUCUUUUUUUUAAUAACUUUUAAUUUAUAAUAUUUCUUCAAAAGCUAUUUAAAGGCAAUAAGUUUCCAUCUACAUAAAAUAUCAAUUAUAAGUAUUAAAAUUAACGAUGCAGGCUUUGGCUGUGUCUGCUCCUCAGGAUCUGAUUAAAGUAUUGACCAAUGAAGCCACAGAAAAUUAUCUUGGCUCGGUUACACUACUGAAACAAUUAACGGUUGCUGCUGUAAGUACAGUGGUAUAUUUUAAGGAUGCUUUUCCGGAGGACAGCUAUAAUAUAGAGAAGUUUAGAGAACUAAAAUUGCGAAUAUUGAAGAUGAAAUGUCGAGAUGAAUCUGCUCAAUUUCUGAGCACAGCGUUAAUAAAUGCUUUUGACGCAUUUGAUAAGAAAUAUCUCCACCGUCUAGCGUUGUGCUUCUACGAUGACGAAUGUAGGCCGGAGAAUUUGGUGGACUAUCAUAUAUUUGAGUACACGUACCACGAGGCGGGCGCGAGUUUGCGCGUGCGGUCGGGCCGCGGCAACGGGGGUCCGGAGCGCCGCGGCCUCGACGACAAAGCCUACGCCAUGCUGCAAAGCUGCACAAUCAUCAAUAACGGUUUCCAGAAAAAGUUGCCGGCCUCAUUCGACAUAAGCUUGAGACUUUAUUACAAUGAAGCGGCGCCAGAAGACUACCAAGCGCCCGGCUUCCACUGCGGUGACGAGUUCGAGGAGCACUUGUCGCAAGUGGACAUGUCGACUUACUUGUUAGGGGAGGUGGAAACGCCCUAUCACGGCUUCCGCGUCACCUCUUGCUUCAAAGAGAACCUGGGAUCAAGCCACGAAGCUAUCGCUUCGCAAAACCCGCCCUUGAUGACACAAACUCAAGAUGUUCCCGUGAGUUCGUCUUUAGCAGGCUAUGCAGUGUCGGAGGGGGCGGUGCGCUGCCCCUGCGGACUUGACAGAGCUGACCUGCCUCGUGACGUCACCUCCCUCAUCACCUGCGAGUACUGCAAGACGCAGCAGCACGCGGCGUGCUUCGGUCUGCUGCGUGAUGUGAUGUGUCAGAGUCAGUGCGCGGUGCGGCUGAUGCUGGCGUGGUGCGGAGCGCGCGGCGCGGUCAGCUCGGCGCCGCUGUGCGCGCUGGGCCUGGCGCAGCGCUACGUGCUCCGGCUGCUGCAGUACCUGCGCGCCAAGCACGUGCUCGCACACGACGACUGGAAUGUACCGCAAAAAGUGAACGAGCCGCGGCUGCGGGAGGUGAUGGCGUCCUUCUUCUCCGACUUGAAGCCGGGAGUCGUGGAGCGGCUGCUGGAGGAGACGCUCGCCUCUCAGGAGAGUCGGUCGGACUCCGCGCCGGAGGUGCUCAGCCCCUCCCAGAUGGCGAGUCUCCGCGAGGCCACAAGCGUGGGUCGCGUGGUGGAAUUGCAUUCGCCGGUCCCAGCCGGCGAGCUGCUGCAGCAGUACCGGGAUGCUUUGACUCCAACCCUGAAGGAUGAAUCCCUCGCCGACACGCUGGCCGGCUUCGGCCUCGCCAGGAACAAGCGGAAACUGGAACCCGACACCACCACUCUCAGGUCCAAGGUCAAAUCUAAAAGAUCUCGGAGUACUUUUGAGUAA
Molecule: messenger RNA, 1594 nt
Organism: Papilio xuthus (Asian swallowtail)
Lineage: Eukaryota; Metazoa; Arthropoda; Insecta; Lepidoptera; Papilionidae
Exons: 10
Coding region: 110-1594 (494 amino acids)
Source: RefSeq, a predicted model, not a curated record